CGACAAAUAAUAAUAAUAAUAAACAUAAUCGAUCAUCAUCAUUGUCGACGACUAAACAGUCAUCAUCAACAUUGGAUUUACAAUCACAAACGACGACAAAAACAUUAUUGAUGAAUAAAAAUAAAAAUAGACAGGAAAAAAAUCUGGUCAAUGGCACUACAUCAUCAUCAUCGUCAUCGGUAUCGAUUUCUGCAUAUCGAAAAAAUCGAUCUUCAUCAUCAUCAAAUAUUAUGAGUCAGAAAUGUUCGAAUUCAUCAUCAUCAUCAUCAUCAUUGAAACGUAAACAUCAGUCAUCAUCAUCGACAAAAAACAAUAGUCUAAUUCAACGACAAAAACAUCGACUUAAUCAUCAUCAUCAUAAUCAUCAACAAUUGAAUCGUUUUACACAUCCUAAUCAUCAUUAUAAUAAUAAAAUCUUAAAAAAUAAAGAAAAAUUAAAAUCAUCACCGUCACCUUCACAUUCAUCGUUGGAUAAAACAACGGUAGUGAAAAAAUUGAAAAAUUCCAAUUAUAAAAUACCGAAAAAUCGAUCAUCAUCAAACACAACGACGACUACAACGACAACCAGUAGCAGCAAUAGUGGUAACGGUGGUAAUAGUGGUGGCCAAUCGACAAAAUUAUCACCAAAAAAAUGUACAAUUAAAACGGAAACAAUAUUUGAAGGUGAUCCAAACAUAGAUGAUGAUGAUGAUGUUGAUGUUAAUGAUGAUGAUGAUGAUGAAAACAUUGAUGGCAUGAUGGUUCCAAAACAAUCAUCAUCAAAAACAUCGAAAAAGAAAAGUAUCAAUGGACGAUCAAAAACAUUUAUUAAAGCAAAACAAUUUGUUGAAACGAAUGAAAAAUUAUAUCCAGAAUUACGGAAAUUACAACAAUAUGAACAACAGGAACAUGAUGAUAUUGAAUCAUUGAAAAUACAUUUUAAUUCUACACAAUGGUCGAUUGAAGAUCGAUUAUCAUCAAUUGUGCAACAAGAAUCUGAUUUGAAAUUGGAAUCAAAAAUAUUUCAAUCAUGGUUACGUGAUGAAUGUGGCGUUGGCCAUUCGAAUAAUCGUUCAAAUAGUGGUAGUAAUAGCAGUAAUAAUAGUCGUAAUCGAAAAACUACAUUUCAUUCGUUUCAAAAAUAUUAUAAAAAACGUCGUGAUCAAGAACGUUGGAAACAACAUAAUUUACGUGGUUGGCCAUGUAAUGGUUCCAUCUAUGUAUCAUCUGCGUCAUUAUCAAAACGUCUUUGGUAUCAUGAAAAACUAAAACUUAAAGAUGAAUUACUACCACCAUUAGAUUCGGUAUUGCCUACACCACCGCCAUCCACAUCAUCAUCAUCAUCUUCAAUAUGUACAGUUAAAACAACAAAUGAAACAAACGAUGAUUUUGAUGUUUCAAAUAAUUGGGAAUUAGUAUCAUUAGAACAUGCAUUCAAUGCCUUUCCAUCAACAUUUCAAACGACCAAACCAAAAGUUAAAUCAUCAUUAUCAAUGAUAAAUAUUUGUGAUGAAAUUAUUAGCUAUUCAUCUGUAUCGGAUAUUGGUGGUACGAAUUCUGAAUCAACAAAUCAAUCUGUAAAAUCAUCGUCAACCAUCAUAGAUAGGAAAACCACAACUACCGGAUUGAAAAAGAAAUCGAAAAAAAUACGAAAGAAAAAUCGUACGGCUACAGCCAAUGUUCUACAUACACCACGUUCAUCAUCGAAAGCUGUACAGCAACAAUUAGCUAGUCAAUCAAAUGUUAAUGAGUCAUUAAUAAUUGCUGCCAGUCAAGAUUCUUCUGAAUAUAUGACAUUAUUUUCCAUGGAGAAAUGGGAAAAAUUUCAAACAUUUAUUAUAAAAACCGUUUUCAAUAUUGAAAGACGCAAUUGGGAACCAUUGCAAUCCUAUUUACGUUUAGCCAUCAUUGAUUUAGUUGGAUUUGAUCGAUUAAUUAAUCGUGAAUUACGAACAGUAUGGCCAAUAGUUGCAACAAUUAAAUAUGAAUCUGAACCGGUUAUUGAACCGGAAAAUAUGCCAUUACCAGCUAAACGAAGACGACGUAGUAGUUCAAAAGUAUUGGAAUAUUCUGAUUCAAAUUCACCUCGUAAACGUAAUCGUUUGAAUGGUACGAUAAAUGAAUGUAUAAGAAAUGGAUCAAAAAGUCCAUCACCACCAUCGUGUAUCAAUCAUCAUCAUAUGACGACCGGUGGUAAAUCAACUACAUUAUCGCCGGUAACAUUUCAUAUGCCAUUAAUGACACGAACACAAUCAAAAUAUUUUUUUGAAAAUGUUAUCAAUGGUGGUGAUACAACGCCAGCUACUCCAACGUUUGCACCACCACCCACCACAACGUUCAAAGAUGCAAAACAAAUUCAACAACAUUUAAUGGAAACAGUGAUUUCAAUAGAAUCAUUGCAGAAACUUUCCAACGAUAUUUAUCACCGUCAAUCGGUGUUGAAAGUAUUGAAAAUUUUUAAAGAAUUUUUCAAUUUCAAAUUUAAAUCUCCAUAUUCUCAACAACAACCACAACAACAGCAUCAAUCGAUUGCCAAUCAUGGUAUGAAUAGCACAAUCGGUUCGGAAACAUUACCGACAACAACAACAACAACAACACCGUUGAUGGUCAUUGGAUCAUCAAACAUGAUGGGAACGAAAUCAACCAAAACAUCAUAUCGUAUUUAUAAUGGUAAACGACGACGUCGUAAACGUUCAUUGGCAUCAUCCACAGUUGAACCAAUGAUGACUAGUCAGCAGCAACAAUUAUCAAAUCAAAAAAAUGGAAAAAAUUCCACAAUUCAGAAUCAACAUCCACAAUGUCAUGGUGUUGAAUGUUCAAUUAGAUUUGAUAUGCCAAACAUAUCACGUAUUGAUAUGAAUCCAUCUUCUCUACAAUCGAUUCAUGAACAUGAUGAUAAUAAUGAUCGUGAUAUCGAUUCGAUGGAUUAUAAUGAAGAUUUAUUUGAUGGAACAAUGGAACUAUUGAAACAAACUGAACAGAUUUUCAUCAAUACAGCUGGUAAUUUGCCAUCAACAUUUUUUCCAAGACAAUCAUUCAAUGGUAAUGGUGGUGAUGAUUUACUAACUGGUGAAUCAUCUUCAUGUUCCGAAUCCAAAUUAUAUCACAAUAGUAGUAGUAGUAGUCCACGAAAAUUAUGGCCAUCAUCAUCUUCAAUCGGUAAUCGUAAUAAUAGUAGUACAAAUAUUUCACCAUCAAAAUGUGAAAUGAAACUUCGUUCACGAAGCUCAAGUUCCUCAUCGAAUUCGAUACAAUUUGGAUUGUUGGAUGAAUCAUCACAGGAUCGUGAACAUCAUCAUAAUAAUCACCAUCAUAAUCAACAGCAGCAUCCAACAACAGCAUUAAUAUGGGAUGCAAAUAAUUUAUCCAUAUUUAAAAAUUUUAUUGAAAUUAAUUUCGAUGAAAUUGAAUCACCAACAGCCAUUGUGGAUAAAUCAAGAAUGAUGAUACGUACACGUGGUGGUAGUAAACGUAUAGCUGCUGCGGCAGCAGCUGCCGCCGCCGCAGCCGCCGCUGCUGCUGCUGCUGUUGAAAAAGAAUCAAUUGUCAAGGAUGAAAAUUCUAAUGCCAAUCAUAUUAAGGAUAAUAAUCAAAUCAAAUAUUUGACCAUCAUAAUUGAAAAAAUUGAAAAUCAAUUACGUGUGUUGUCCAUAAGAAAUCAAUCACGUUUGUCUGCUAUAUGUGAUAUGUUCUGUGAGGAUUAUCAUCUUGAUCAAUUAGAAUAUCGUUUAGAAAGAUUGGAUUUUGAAAUAAUUGAUCUCUAUCAUCAAUAUUUAUUUCGUGAGAAAAAAUUCACUGAUGAAGAAUUGGAAUCCUGUUUAGCAAAACUUGAAGAUCAUGCUCAAUUGAAUAAAGAAUAUAUAACUAAAUCAAUAUGUUUGAUGGCUGUUGCACCUAAUUCCCAACGUAUGACAAUGGCAUUCUGUCAACGUUCAAAAUUAAUGUCAACAUUAAUGAUGAUGAUGAAGAAUAAUAAUCAUAUCAAUAAUGAUAAUAAUAUGAAUAAUCAAGGUUCAAUGUUUAAAGAUUUAUUUGAAUCAAUAAUGAUGACAAUUACAGCUCGUAAUCAUGUACAACAAUCAGUAUCAUCAUCAUCAUCGUCAUCAUCGACAUCCUUAUUGAAUAUACAGCAAGAAUUAUGGACAUUGGCUAAACAAAUUGAUUGGUCAUUAUUGAAUGAUAAUAAUUGUCGAUAUCAUAAUAAUCAACAUGAGUGCAAU
Molecule: messenger RNA, 4199 nt
Organism: Dermatophagoides farinae (American house dust mite)
Lineage: Eukaryota; Metazoa; Arthropoda; Arachnida; Sarcoptiformes; Pyroglyphidae
Source: RefSeq, a predicted model, not a curated record